UUCGAGGCGGAGGGAUGGGAAGAUGGGGAUGGCAUGAAGCCAGUCCCCUGCUCCAUAUCCAGCCAGGGAAAAGAGGCGUUGGGUGUGCCCAGAGAGUGGGUUUGGGUCCAUUGUCCGCGUGGCUGCCACCUGGCCGGCGUAUCGCACGGCCUGGACUUCGAGGGAUAAGCGGUGUUGGAGUGGGGAGCCGGAGGGUUCCCUCCUCUCGGAGUGCAGGAGCUCCCGGGCUCGUGGGGGCAUCGCCGUUUCACACUUCGCCAGCCAGGUAUGCAAGUGGGUGGGGCUGGUGAAAGGUGGCGUGAGGUGCCGGACAGCGUCAGCCAGGGGCCCUCCUGACGCUGCUGGGAGGGCAGCCAAGAGGCCCUGGGCUUGGGUGAGGCUGGUGAGGUAGGCUGGGUGUCCCUCAAUUGCGGGGUCGGUUAGACCCAGUCCUCCAAGGGAGGGAGGGAGGGACGCUUGAGCCCAAGUGCGCGCCUGCUCCACCUCCCCUCGAGGCGGUUGGAGGUUGCAGGCACGCAGGAGGGUAUGGAAGAGCUCCCUACCCCAGUCGGACCAGACUUCCAAGGGUAGGAAGUCAAGGGGGGUGGUGCGGGUUAAGUAUGAGACACGCCGGGACACGCAGCGUGUGAGGAGGAGGGAUGAGGACUGAGGGUCCAUUGUGGCCAGUGUGGCGAGGGGUUCGGCUAGCAGGGCUAGCUGGGUGCGGAGGAAUGCGGCUGUGCCCUCGGUUGUGCCUAUAAAGCUGCCAAGCACGCGGACGCCUUCAGUGUUGAAAGGUAUGUCUGGGGGAAGGCGGUCGGGUGCAGGGCGCUCGGCUGACCAUGCUGCGCAUUUCGCGGGGUUGUGGGAGAGACCGAUGCGGUCCAUGGCGGCUGUGAAGGUGAGGAAUGCCGAGGUGCAGGCGUCCGGGUUGCCGACGAAAGUGACGUCGUCAGCGUAUGCGAGGCAAAGGACCUCGGGGUGGGCCGCGGCGGUUGCCUGGAGGGCUGGGUGGAUGGCUGCUGCGAAGAGGAGGGGGCCCAUGGGAUCCCCUUGGCGAACUCCCCGUGCGCUGAGUAGGGGCGGGCUAUCAAACUCAGCGUCGAGAUAGAGCAGAGACGGCGCGCCAUACGAGAAUUGGAUAAAUGGAAGGAGCGGGCGGAGGGGCGAGGUGUUGAUUGCGUGGAUGAUUGCCCCACGGUCAACGCUAUUAAAGGCGUUCGAGAGGUCGACUUGUAGGAUGAGUGAGCCCGGGCGCGCAGAGGUGAAACCCCUGGUGGCGUGGAUGAUUGUUUCCCCGCCGCUCCUGAUGGCUACUCCGUAUUGGUGUGGUAGGAAGUAGUCUUGCGCGGAUUGCGUAGAGGAGAUUAGCGCGGCUUUUGCCGCCAGUCGAUGGAGACACUCCCCUAUUGCGAUGGGGCGGGUACCCCCAUCUGGCUUGGUAAGGGCCAGGAGGCGUGAGGAGGUAACGAGCUGGCUGACCUCGUGCGGCAGGUUACCCGCCAGUAACCGCUGGACGAGCUUGUGGAGGUUUGUGGCGACGGCGGGGUUGGACAGCGAGGCGUCGCGAAGGUGCUCGAAGGUCAUCCCCGAGGGGCCUGCCCCAACUCCAUUUUCGGAGCGGGCGAGGAGCUUCGCGAACGUAGCGAAAUCGACUGUCGGCGGCCUGCAGUUUUCGUCAAGCCGUGGCCAGGUGAGGCUUUCGACAAGCGGAGGGGGGUGUUUUGACUUCAGCGCGUCCAGGACCGUG
This is a messenger RNA of Closterium sp. NIES-67, 1729 nucleotides long. The record is from the annotation of a GenBank genome assembly. Lineage: Eukaryota; Viridiplantae; Streptophyta; Zygnematophyceae; Desmidiales; Closteriaceae.